AAUCAGCUAGUCGUUUUGGACCGGCGGUACCCGGCCAAUUUUCUAUGACACCGGCGUUCUGUUGUUAUGCUGUAUCGAAUCAGACCAAUCGGGCUGCCGCAGUAAGGUCCAUGUAUGUGUCUUGGCAAUUUAUAGCAUCCUCCUAGCAAGUCAUUUGGCAGUGAUGGAAAGGAAACAAUUCUCCAAGUAAACAUAAAAACAUGGCUGAUUCAGUGGAAGAAACCCCAGUUAGCGAACUUGCUUUACCAAUUCCAGUCAUUGUUGUUAUUGCUGUUGGAAGCUACAUUUUAGUCAUAGUCAUAAUCCUUGUCAUCAGGCAGUUCUUGGUUGCAAGAGGUAUUUGCGUAGAAUGUGCACCUUGUGGUAGAGAAGAUGGAAGUCUACAAUGCUGUGACUGUUGGAUAGCAUUGGCAGAGUCAUGCAACUGUUGUGCUUAUCCUAAUAUCAAAACAUGUCUAGAUGCUGUGUGUGGACCGGCUAAACAGAAAUGUUCUGUUGAAAAAUGUCUAACUUGCCAUGCCUGUUUGCAAUGCUGUGACAACUCUGAGGGUUGCGAGUGUGCAGGUAUUGACUGUGCUUGUCAGGCACCUGAAUGUGAAAGCAUUGAUUGCUUAUGUUUUAAGAUACAGCUUCAGUCAUAGAGACCGUCAAAACAUCAACUGCUUAUGUUUCAAGAUACGGCUUCAGUCAUAGAGACUCGUCAAAACAUCAACUGCUUAUGUUUCAAGAUACACCUUCAGUCAUAGAGACUCGUCAAAACAUCAACUGCUUAUGAUUCAAGACAGCUCCAGUUAUAGAGACCCUAUUCAAAUGAUUUAAGAUACAUCUUUAGUCAGAGAGACUAGUCAAAACAUUGAUUGCUUUGAUUCAAGAUACAGCUUAAUGUUCAGUCAUAUUUCCCCUACGGCGGCCGUACAGCGAGUCGAAAACAGCUACAUGUAAUUUAUUCCUUCAUAUUCAAAUCAGCUAUAUGUACAUGUAGCUGAUAAAGAAAAUGUUAAAACGGCUGUUUUCGACUCUCCGUGUGGCCACCAUAGGGGAAUGUGACUGCACCAUUAGUCAAAGAGACUAGUCAAAACUUUGUUUAUAGGCAGCUUUAGUCAGGGAGACUACAGUAGUCAAAACAUUGAUUGCUUAUGUUUCAAGAUACAGCUUCAGUCAUGGAGAUUAGUCAAAGCAUCAAUUGUAAUGUGUUUCAAGAUACAGCUCCAUUAAUGGAGAUUAGUAAGGUCAAAGUUUGAGGUCAAUGUUACAGUUUACUGCAAGACUCUCCUGUGACACAUAACUCCGCAACUGUAAGUCACUUUUCAACCAAACUUGGAUGGAAGAUGUAAUUAGAGGGUCUGCAUGUUAUGCUGCAGUCUGAGGUCACGUGGUAAGGUCAAGGGUCAUUUUUAGGUCAACGUCAAAGUUUACGUGCAAGACUCUCUUAUGACACAUACAUGUACCUCCGCAACCGUAAGUCACUUUUCACCAAAACUUGGAUGUUGAUGGGCUUGGUGGAAACACUGGAAAGAGAGAGAGCAUCAUCGAUCUGGCUUUGUGGAGUGGCUGUCAGGCCCAUAUUUUUGGAGUACUUCAAACAAUUUCAAACAAUGAAAUAUGGAUUUUCAUGAUUAAUAUGCAUAUCUCACUAAAUAGAAAUCAUGAAAGUCCACAGGGCGAGCAGCAAUAUUCUUAGUAUAUUGACUUAUGAACAGUUUUAAGCCCCAUUCCACUUGUACAGGAUUGUGUAUGUCAUUAGCAGGCAAUGCUAGCACCUUGAACCCCCCCCCUGUCACAAGCCUGCAUGUCCAUGAAGGAACAGUUUUCCACUGAAAUGAGCACUCAAAGUGGGAUAUUAUCCCGGGGGGGCCACUUACAUUGACGAGUGGAUACCAUG
Lytechinus variegatus (green sea urchin) is the source of this 1882-nucleotide messenger RNA. Its product is annotated as keratin-associated protein 5-2-like. The transcript is spliced from 6 exons. The record is from RefSeq and is a predicted model, not a curated record. Lineage: Eukaryota; Metazoa; Echinodermata; Echinoidea; Temnopleuroida; Toxopneustidae. The coding region runs from base 201 to 641 and encodes 146 amino acids.